This is a messenger RNA of Aspergillus ibericus CBS 121593, 777 nucleotides long. Its product is annotated as acyl-CoA thioesterase. The record is from RefSeq and is a predicted model, not a curated record. The transcript is spliced from 3 exons. The coding region runs from base 1 to 777 and encodes 258 amino acids. NCBI's taxonomy places the organism in Eukaryota, Fungi, Ascomycota, Eurotiomycetes, Eurotiales, Aspergillaceae.
AUGGACCUCCAAACCCUCUCCGACAACCUAACCUGGCAAAACGCCCUCCUCGCCGCCGGAGGCGCCUACAUCCUCCUCAACUUGAAGGGACUUCCCUUCGUGUGGCAUAUCCGCCUCCUGAACGUCCUAAAAUCACACAUCCUCCUCAACCGCCCCCGCACCAUCUCCAUAACCAACGGCCCUCACACCCCCCAAACCCUCUUCUACCCGAUCAUCACCACUUCAUCCUCCCCCCUCCUCGAAACCGACUACAACAUGCACAAAUCCAACGCCACGUAUUUCACAGACCUGGACAUCAACCGCGUGCACUUGAUCGCCUCGCUGUUCAAGAAUCAGCUGUCGUUGGGCUUCUCCGGCGGAGAACUGGGCAUUGCGUUGGGAUCGACGGCGUGCGUGUUUAAGAGGGAGAUUAAGCCGUAUCAGGGGUAUGAGAUCCAUUCGAGGGUGUUGGGGUGGGAUGGGAAGUGGUUGGUUUUGGUGAGUCAUUUUGUUAGGCCUGCUGGGGCUGGGAAGGGGGUGGGGGAGAAGAGGAUUUUGGCGUCGGCGGUGACAAGGUAUGUCUUUAAGAAGGGGAGGGUGUCGGUUAGUCCGGAGACGGUGCUCACGGCUGCCGGGCUGUUGCCGGAGAAGGGCGCGGAGGUGAAGGAGGGGGAUUGGUCGUGGGAGAGGGUCGAGGAGGAGAGAUUGAAGGGGUUGGAGAUCGCCAAGCCGUUUUUGGCGUUGGAUGAGUUGCAUAAGACGUUUCGGGGGGAUGGGAAUGCCAUUGGGGUGUUUUAA